This is a messenger RNA of Fomitopsis serialis, 2631 nucleotides long. RefSeq names its product DNA helicase. The transcript is spliced from 15 exons. Gene Ontology annotation, cellular component: nucleotide-excision repair factor 3 complex; transcription factor TFIIH holo complex; transcription preinitiation complex. Gene Ontology annotation, biological process: transcription initiation at RNA polymerase II promoter; nucleotide-excision repair. Bases 1 to 2631 code for a protein of 876 amino acids. Gene Ontology annotation, molecular function: 3'-5' DNA helicase activity; hydrolase activity; ATP binding. The record is from RefSeq and is a predicted model, not a curated record. NCBI's taxonomy places the organism in Eukaryota, Fungi, Basidiomycota, Agaricomycetes, Polyporales, Fomitopsidaceae.
AUGCCUAGCAAACGUGCUGCAGAAGAUUCCGCGGACUGGGCCUCUUCGUCUAAGCGGUCAAGGAGGACGAGGGACGACGACGACGACUACCUCAAUGUAGAUGACGACGACGAAAUCCGCGAUGAGCCUUCACCUUCAUAUUCAUCUCUGAUUCCUCGCGGCGCGACGAUCAAGCUCAGCGCAUUGUCUCGUAAGCUGGCGGAGAAACGGAAACCACAGGACGGCGUGGAGGAUGGUGAUGGCCGCGACCUCGAUGCACAUCGCCGUCAGCAGGACACGCUGGUCUCGCACGUAUUCCAGGAGCAAGAUUUCUCGUGGUUGCAUCUAAAGCCAGAUCACGCUUCUCGUCCUCUGUGGAUUAGUCCCGAAGACGGGCACAUCAUCCUUGAAGCCUUCUCGCCCAUUGCUGAGCAAGCGCAAGACUUCCUAGUAGCUAUUAGCGAGCCGGUUAGCAGACCUGCCUUCAUACACGAGUACAAGCUCACUUCCUAUUCCCUGUAUGCCGCCGUCUCCGUCGGUCUCCAAACGGAGGACAUAAUAGAAACACUAAUUGUCGAGUCCCUUACAAAGGUCUUGAACCGUUUAUCAAAGGUUCCGGUGCCCGAAAGCAUUGUCGCGUUUAUCAGGGAGCGAACACUGUCUUACGGCAAGGUCAAGCUUGUCCUCAAGCACAACAAAUAUUUCGUGGAGUCGAGCCACCCCGAAACGCUCCAAGUCUUGUUGAAGGACAAGAUCAUUCGCGAGGCGCGUGUGCAUUCGCAGCCCACGGAUAAUAGCAUCAAGGCGGCCACCUUCACGACUUCAAAGGCGCCCGUCAGAGGCAACCUUGUUAUCCCGGGAACAAAGGAAGCGGAAAAGAAGAAAGACGACUCUGCUGGCAAAGGCUCCACUGCGAAUGGUUCAAACACGGACGCGGAGCUUUUCACGUCUGUAGUCGGCGUGGAGGGAGACGAAGUGGACGAGGACGAUGACAAUGUUCAUGCCUUCGAGAUCGACGAUGGAAAAAUCGACGACGUCAAGAAGCGGUGUAAUGAACUCGAGUAUCCAAUGCUGGAGGAAUACGAUUUCCGCAACGAUACAAUCAACGCCAACCUGGACAUCGACCUGAAGCCAUCUACCGUCAUCCGGCCGUACCAGGAGACUAGUCUCAGUAAAAUGUUCGGCAACGGUCGUGCACGGUCUGGAAUCAUUGUCCUACCGUGCGGAGCCGGUAAGACCCUCGUCGGUAUCACUGCCGCGUGUACGAUCAAGAAGUCCUGCCUUGUGCUCUGCACGUCGUCGGUUUCGGUGAUGCAGUGGAAACAGCAGUUCCAACAAUGGUCCAACGUCACCGACCGCCAGAUUGCCGUGUUCACCGCUGACCAGAAGGAGAAGUUUGCCGGUGAUAGUGGUAUAGUCAUCUCGACCUACUCCAUGGUCGCGAACACGCACAAUAGGUCGCACGAGUCAAAGAAGAUGAUGGAGUUCCUAACCUCGCGUGAAUGGGGUUUUAUUCUUCUGGACGAAGUGCAUGUUGUCCCCGCUGCGAUGUUCCGCAGGGUGGUAACGACCAUCAAGGCGCAUUCAAAGCUCGGCUUGACAGCGACGCUGGUCCGCGAGGACGACAAAAUCGCUGACCUAAACUACAUGAUCGGGCCGAAGCUAUAUGAGGCAAACUGGAUGGAUCUUGCCGCCAAAGGACAUAUUGCAAACGUCCAGUGUGCAGAGGUUUGGUGCCCGAUGACACCAGAGUUCUACCGUGAAUACCUGCGCGAGCAGUCGCGGAAACGCAUGCUGCUGUACUGUAUGAAUCCGCGCAAGUUCCAAGCCUGCCAAUUUCUCAUCAAGUACCACGAGGACCGUGGUGAUAAGAUCAUUGUAUUUUCGGACAACGUCUUCGCGCUUGAGGCCUACGCCAAGAAGCUCGGAAAGCUCUACAUUCACGGUGGGACGGGGCAGGUAGAGCGGAUGCGGAUAUUACAGUGGUUCCAACACAGUCCGGACGUCAACACCAUCUUCCUAUCGAAAGUCGGAGAUACUUCCAUCGACUUGCCCGAAGCCACAUGCCUUAUUCAGAUUUCCUCGCAUUUCGGUUCCCGCAGACAAGAGGCACAGCGCCUAGGGCGCAUACUGCGAGCCAAGCGGCGGAACGACGAGGGCUUCAACGCGUUCUUCUACUCGCUGGUCUCGAAUGACACGCAAGAGAUGUUCUACAGCACGAAGCGCCAGCAGUUCCUGAUCGACCAGGGGUACGCGUUCAAGGUCAUCACGCACCUGGACGGGCUGGAGAACCUCCCGGACCUCGUCUACAAGUCGCGCGACGAGCAGAUCGAGCUGCUCUCGUCCGUGCUCCUCGCGAACGAGAGCGAGGCGGACCUCGGCACGGACGUGCGCGCGGGCGAGGGCGACCUGGCCGGCACGAUCACGUCGAAGGACUUUGGCAUGCCGUCCAAAUUCCCCGGCGUGCAGCGGACGUCGGGCUCGCUCACCGCGCUCAGCGGCGCGCAGCACAUGUCGUACGUCGAGCAGAACAAGUCCGUGAACAAGAAGCUCGCGCGCGAGCAGGCUCCGCGACAUAAGCUUUUCGCUAAGCGCGACAAGAACCUCGCCUCCGCACGGAAGGAGGCCAAGGCGGCUACGCGCAGUGGCUAG